GCGAGGGUUCGUAGUAGGCGUAACGAGAACGAUUACCUAACAAAAGUUUUCAUUGAUUAAUGAUUAUAUGAUUGUUGUUUUUUAAUCGUACGAUCUUUCACGUAAAUGUUAAUGUUGUGAAUGUCAAAUGAGGGUGAAAUGGCUUCUCAGGACAAUGACAAGGACUCGGAGCCAAACUUACGCAGAAGGAAAAUAGUCGAAUGUGCACAACAAAUAACUGAACAAGCUUCCGAAUUGUUAAAGAAAAAAAUACCCUGUGCCGGGCAUUUCUUAGCGCCUAAAAGACUUUGGCUGAAAAGAGUUUCUACUCCUAAUUGCGAUGUAGUUGUUGUUUUUCCUGCUGGAGCACAAGAUUCUGUCUUAUUGUGGUUACUGUCCAAGCUUCGACAGUCUCCUGGCCUAACUGUUCAUGUCAGGCAUCAUGCUUCCACACAAACUAGUGCUUUUUAUUUAACUGCACCCUUUAAUGUAUUGGUUAGGGCAGCUGAAGAGUAUCACCUGCCUAAAAUAUUAAAACACACCAAGGGCGGGGGGUUAAAGGAAUUUUAUGUUCACGAUUGUCACUCAUAUGAGGGGUUUGAGGAUGAGGAACAUUUUUUUACCACCUGUGAAAAGCAGUGGCUUGUUUUGCGACUGUUGGAAAGUAUCAGAGCCAAACCUCAUGAUUUGGAGUCAAUUCCUGGCAUUACUUUGCUGGAAGGGCAACCAAUUGUACCAAAAUGCCUUAUAUCUGGUGUUAUUUCACAAGUUUUCCCAUUGCAUGAACCAACUGCUCUUGAAAGAUUACAGCACAAUUGGGUUAGGGAUAUUUGUGCUAAACAACCCUUAGAUGACAUUACAGAAUAUUUUGGUGUUAAAAUUGGGAUGUACUUUGCUUGGCUGGGACAUUACACUACCGCCUUAAGUAUUCCAGCAUUUGUUGGUUUUAUAUUCUGGCUAUGCUGUAAUGGUCGUCAUCAGACCCUUGAAGACGUUGGCUACGUGUUUUUUUCAAUUUUUAAUGUUGUUUGGGUUACCACUUACUUGCAAGCUUGGAAAAGAUAUUCAGCAGAAUUGGCUUUUCGUUGGGGUACUUUGGAUCAAAGGGAUGAUUUGCUGGCCGAACCAAGACCGUUAUUUAGGGUAGCGCGACAUGUUAUGAUCUGUUCUCAGGGCCCGCUCGAGACCAGCCCGGUUACGGGACGUCUGGAACCGUACCAUCCGCUGUGGAAGCGGCACGUUUUUCGAUAUCUCGUCUCGGUUCCUAUCAUCGCCAUCUGUUUGUCGAUGGUGUUUAUUAUUAUGAUCGUUUCGCUGCAAGUUCAGGAUUGGUGGGAUGGUUUAAUAGACUACAGAGGUUUACCGAUGUGGUUCGGCUAUUUACCGAAAAUAAUGUUAGCCGUUGUUAUUUCUUUAAUGGACGAAGCCUACUUUAAGAUCGCUGUUUGGCUUAAUGAUAAAGAGAAUUAUCGUCUAGAGACCAAAUAUGAAAAUCAUCUCAUCGGUAAAGUAGCCUUGUUUCAAUUUGUCAACUCUUUUCUGUCACUGUUUUAUAUUGCUUUUUACCUACAAGAUCAAGCCAGGUUAAAAGAGCAAUUGGCAGCAUUGUUGAUAUCGAGACAGGUCAUAGGCAAUUUAAAAGAAUCCGCGCUACCAUACAUGCUUGAGCACAUGCGUUUGGCCAAGAUGAGUUUCGACUUGUGGGGUGCUUUGAGUCCCGUUAACGCCAGAGCGCCACCAGGCAAUGCGGAAGAACCGGGAACUGAGAAUGCCGAAGAAGCCAAGGAUCCCGCUGCUGGGGAAGCUAGCGACAAAAGAACCAUGAGCCAAGCUGAGCUGGAGAGUUCGUUGUACAAAUACGAUGGCACCUUUGCCGACCAUUUGGAAAUGACUAUACAACUGGGCUACGUUAUCCUAUUUUCUUCUGCUUUUCCGCCUGCAGCGCUCUGCGCAAUGUUUAAUAAUCUGGUAGAAAUACGAAGCGAUGCCUUUAAACUUGCUUACGUUUGCCAACGACCUUUUGGACAAAGAGUGCCUAACAUAGGAACAUGGCAGAAUUGUAUGGAGUACAUGAGUAUAAUGGCGGUUCUAGUUAAUUGCGCUCUAAUUGGUUUAUCAGGACAAGUUCACAGGAUGUUUCCUGAUAUGACAGCAACUCAAACAAUAUUGUUGAUUGUAGCACUAGAGCAUAUUAUGUUGAUAAUAAGAUUUAUUAUAACAUGCGCCAUUCCUGACAUACCAGGAUGGUUGGCUACGGAAAUGGCGAAAAUUGAAUGGGCAAGAAGGGAAGCAAGUAGAAUGUCAAAUAGUACUCCUUCACCUGAAGAGCUUUCUUCAAAACUUAUUGGAAGAUUUUCCGUUUCCCCCAGUCACAGCCUAGUUUCCGAUCAAUCUUUGAGAAAAUCCGAAGAAAAAUUGAAGCUACUGGAGACAGAAUUUAAAGAGAGAUCUGCAAGUGUAACGCCAGUUUUAACACCAACGACUCCGAACCCUGCGCUCGGCUCUAACAAAAAUAUCAGCAUUACUGCAAGUAGCAUUGCGGCGAUACCUCCGUUUAGGCCGAAGAAAUCAAAAGAUUGGACAGCUGCUGCCGCAGCAGCAGAUCAUGAAAGCUCGCAUCAUUUGACCAUCGGCCCCAGUGGCGGCGUGGAAUGGGCAAGACGGCUAAAAGAAGAAGCCGACAUUCACAGAAGCACCGACUGCAUCACGCCAAAGGUGUUGCAGGACGCGUCCAGCUCGGACUCGGACUUGCUGAAAACAACUUCAAGUCCCAUGUGGCCACCUAGAUCGAGAUCGCCCCCAAGUCAUCCCCACCCUGUUAUACCGAAACCUAAACCUGUUACGGCCGAUCCAUCGUUGAGUGAUAGCGCCAAAAGUGUCGCUAGUCAGGAAACUCCAGAAGAAGCUGCAGCAAGAGCUGCCGAGGAAUUGGCGGCCAAAAAGACCAGGGUCAAGCAAAGUCUGAUGAAACGCGCACGCUCUGUUGCCAUAUUCUCGCUGAAACUGAAAGAGCGCAGGGCCAGAGAAGCGCAAGAGAAGGCAGACAAAGCGGAAAAAAGCGGCAAAUCCGCUGUGACGCCUCCUUCGCAACUUCCACCGCCCCAAUGCGGCGGCGGAGAACUCUCAUGUAUACCCAUUGAAAUGCUCAUUCAGUUAGAAGACGUCAGACUUAACCAACCAGCCAGACCUAACAACAACCAAACAGGAACAUUGUAGCAAUCUAAAUAAAAUAAAAAUAUAAUACCAAAACUAGUCAUUAAUUACGUAUAUAAAAUUAAAUUUUGUAUUAGUCUGUAAACCUACAAUGAUAUAAUGAGGCUGAAUUAUUUUUAGUACACUUUAGUAAUAUGAAAUAAUCGCUUGAGUAGUCACUUUGAUACUUUACAAAAAUCAGAUAGGACCUAUAAUACAAUAAUUGUAAAAUGUGUGUGCUAAUUUACUAAAAAUACUGGUUGCUUAUUAAACUGUAACUGCUUUUUUUAAGAUCAAGUAGUUACUGUUUUAACUCAGUACCCCAGAGUCCACCUAAUUUUUAAAGGAGAUUUGAAAAUUUUCAUCUUUGCAUUGUUUUUUAAAGCUAUAAAACACAUAAAAUAUUUUGUGGGUUUCAUAGAAAUCGAGCUGUAUCUGGCACGACAAUUUAUUUUUUACAUUACACAUUAAUUGCUUGAGGUAGCGCAUUUUUUUGUUUGGUAGUAUAUAACAAUUUAAAUACAUAUCUAUGCAACUUUUUCUUAACCAAUAAAAACUGGUCCUGUCUGUAUUAAAACUUAUUUUGAUUCAACAAUUUAACAACUGAGUUUCAUGUUUAUAAGCCCCAUAUAUAUAAAUAGCAGUAUUCUCAUAAUUAAAAAUACUUAUAAUAGUAUACUCCUAACAUCUUAAAUCUAAAGCUAAUUAAGCAAUAAAUUGUUACUGUAUGAAACAUUGGGAAAAGUCUCUUUAAACAACCCUGAUGUUGAUAGUUGCAUAAGGUUGUUUUAAAUUAUUUUUUAUAAUAUAUAUUUGUAAACAGUAGUUAUAAGACUGCAAGUAAAUAUCUUAGUUAAUUCUAACUUUUAAAGGAAUACUAUUUCUUGAAUUAAUACAAUAAAUAAAUGUUUUGUGGACACACUCCGAAUCUGUAUGUUUUGAUAGGGACUAGCAGUUAAAGUUUAUCUCACUUUUACUGUUUCAAUUUACUUGAGCUAAAAUAACAUUUUAAUGAGUAACAAUUUUUUAGAUAAUAUAACUAAGUCAGAAACUUCUAGUCCCUGUUGUUUAAUUAGAAGUAAGAAUUUUCCCAACGCAAAGUUUCCCAAGUAGAUACAAGAGCUGAAACAUUAACGUUUACGUUGCUAGCUAGCAUAAAUUAUGUACGUCCAGAAAUUAAAAUGCCUUUUAAAUAAGUUAUAUUUUUGUAAGUGUUCACGCAAUUUCAGUCAAUGAAAAACAAUUAUAAAUAAUAUUUUGCUACUAGAUAUUGAUUAUUAUUUGUUCAGUGAUUGUCAAGUCAAUAUUUACACUUGAAAUAUUAUUGAGCCAUUGUAAUUUUUUAUAUUGUUAUUUAUAAUGGACGAAAAACCUAAUGGUACAAUGAUUUAUACAAAUAUUUAAAAUUUGGUGCAAUCUUUAAAGGCUUUAUAAGACAAAUAAGUUAUAAACAUUCUAGUUAAUUUCAUAUUAACUAAACAUGUUUUUAAGCUUAAAAAAUGUUAAAUAGAUCUAUGUUGACAUAAGACUGCAAGUUGUGACUGCAAUCUAGUUGGAUCUUAUAUAAGUAUACUUAUUUAUAAAUCAGUGAUUAUAUCAUCGCAAUAAAAAAGCAUGCAUGUUAACCAUUGUUCGAGAUUAUUAGCGUUACUCACUGAAAAUGUUGAGUGCUUCAUCGAACUUCAUGUUGCUUAGGUGUUAAGCUUGUUAAUAUUGUAUUUAAUAAAUAAAUCAAAAAGCC
Molecule: messenger RNA, 4912 nt
Organism: Brassicogethes aeneus
Lineage: Eukaryota; Metazoa; Arthropoda; Insecta; Coleoptera; Nitidulidae
Source: the annotation of a GenBank genome assembly